Messenger RNA from Cylas formicarius (sweet potato weevil), 2519 nucleotides. Its product is annotated as gametogenetin-binding protein 2-like. The record is from RefSeq and is a predicted model, not a curated record. Gene Ontology annotation, cellular component: nucleus; cytoplasm. Bases 315 to 2225 code for a protein of 636 amino acids. Lineage: Eukaryota; Metazoa; Arthropoda; Insecta; Coleoptera; Brentidae. The transcript is spliced from 11 exons.
GUCUAAACGGGGAAUCGUCCAUAAACAUAAUCACGAGGAAACAUACAAUCAGUUCUUUUCAAAGUUGUAAAUUAUUUUAUGAAGAGAUGUUGUUUCGUUUGUAGAAGAUAUAACAAUAGCUGAAAAUACAUAUUAUUUAAAUUUCAAAUCAGCCCGCUAAGUGACCAUUUUGACAUUUCUCAUUUCGUGUUUUUUGCUAGAAUUGCAAAUGGCAGAGUGUGUCAUCUAUUGAAAAGUGUUACGUAUCGUGAUUUUUUAAAUAACUUUAAUUAAAGGGACUGAAAUAAAUUAAGACAAAAAUCAGUUUAAUUAAUAUGAGUAAUAAGGAGAAAUUACCAAAGCUGGUUGACGUUUAUCGUCCUUCUAAUCCUCUUUGUAGGAGACAACUACCCCUUGUUGUAGAUGAAAAUUUAACGCUUGUUAUGGACAUCAGAACUUCUGGAAUAGUUUGUGACAGUCAAAUUUUACGGGGCAAAGAGCUCGACGAGUUUGCCUCUAAAUGGGGUGUCUUAUCGCCAGAGGAGUUCAAAAGUUCCUUGCAAAUCACUAAGUCAGAAUUGUUGCAUGUUUUAAAUGAAAAUGUGCCAUGUGUCGGUUGUCGUCGAAGCGUUGAAAGGUUAUAUAUCCAGUUGCUAAAUUUUGGUCAUCCAACAUUGGAUCCUGUGAUAGUAAAGUCUGAUGGAACAAUAACAAUAAGGGAAGAAAAGCAAGCCUACCCUGUUUUAGCUUCGAUAUUCCAUGAUCAUGCUAUUCGUUUAGCAAAAUUGAUUGAAAAUCAGCCAAAAAGGAAUAAAAAAAGUGUUCGCUGUCUAUUGCAUUCUCUGGACUCUCAAAGAAGCAGACCUCUAACUCCUGUCUGGAGGGAUGUCUGGGACUGUAUGAAACCAGAGUGCAAGAGGGAUGUAUGUAUUAUUGAAGCAUCCAGUUUACACACAACAUUGGAAAAUUAUUUACGGAAACACAGGUUUUGCGGAGAGUGUAGAACUAAAGUUUUAAAAGCCUAUACUCUACUAGUUGAAGAUCCAGAACCAUCAAAAGAGAAGGGUUAUGUCUCUUCAUUGUAUGCGGGCAUUAAAAGAUGUUUGCCUGACAAGCAUAUCCACCUCAAAGCUCAAACUGACUAUAUAAUGAAGCUAAUUAACCGUGCUGAACCCGAACUUCUAGGCAGCCGUAGGGAGAGGCACGCUAAGACAUUGGAAAUUGCUCAAGAGGAAGUGCUCACUUGUUUGGGGAUUUGCAUGUAUGAAAGACUGCACCGGAUGUACAUGCGAGUUCGAGAGGAGGAACGAACCUGUCAACUUUUUGCAGCUGUUGCCGUACAUGCAUUGAGCAGAAGCUUUGAGACUGUUGUAGAAAGGGUAAGGGGCAUUUCUCAAUUGGAACUAUUGUAUGAGGAAUUUGCCAGGGAGGAGCAGGCCAAGCAAAUACGCAAAGAGGCAAAGAAGAGCAAGCGUCGGCGCAAAAGGGGUAAAAUAUUGGACCAUGAUGAGAAGGAGAAUUGUUGUGAAGAUGAUGAUGACUAUAAAGAAGAUAUUGAUAAGGGCUGUUCAUGUUCACCUUCUCCCAUUAAAGACAAUAUAUUAGACUAUUGCGGAUGUGAGGAUCCAUUGUUAAUAGACAAGGAGCAUAAUUGUGAGUCUAAAUUAAGGUGCACAAACGAUUUGUGGAUAGACGAUUGUAAAUGUGAAAACAAUAUAAAAGCUGAACUAAACUUGAUUAGCAAUGGGAACAUAAAAAGGGAGCAGUCAUUGUGUAAAUGCGACAGUGGAUACGACGCAAGCAUUUUUAAUAAUAAUAGCAAAAAAGAAUUUGGAUCUAAUUCCGACCACUCACACGACUGUGGCUAUUCCUCUGAGUACAACAACGCGUGUUGCGAAACGGGGUCCUUAACGUCAAGCAUGUCCAGUUCUCCCGAAGGUUCAGAACUGGCAUGCAGCGACAGUUGUUGUCAGCCGCGGGAACCGGUGGACUUCUCGGCGUACUGUAGACUCACGUGUGGCGGAGGACUGAGUCUGCAAGAAAUGUUGGAGGUGCAUAGCGAAGAUGAUGAGGAAUAUUUUAUAACAGCGGAAGAAGUGAGGGAGUUUAAAAGCAGAAGCAGACAAGUCUAUGAAAAGAGGCAAGAGUUGAGGGAUACAUUACAGAAGAGGUUUGCCCAGUUUUGUGUAAAUGGACCUUUACAGGUGCCGGACAUAUUCGUUCAGACUAAAUACGCUUCAAAUUAAGAAAAGAUCUAAGUUUUUUGCCAUCUUGUUUUACAUGAUAAUUAGAUUGAUUGGAAUUGUAUCCUUUAUACAAAAAAGUUCUUUGAAAAUCUCUUUAUCUGGCGAUCAAUUUAUUGUUGAAACAGUGCUUUUUAUUUUAAAAAAAGAGGUUCAGAGAAAUCGGGCCAUAUAUGUACUAUAUGUAUUUGUUGCAUUCCAUAUUGGGUUAUUAUUGUUAAAAAAUUGAUUGUUUUGAAUGGGCAGGGUCCCGCUUUAUAUUAUGGCGGGUCAGCACAUUUAUGAGUCAAAAUAAAA